This is a messenger RNA of Myxocyprinus asiaticus (Chinese sucker), 7554 nucleotides long. It is a transcript of the gene sowahcb, whose product is annotated as sosondowah ankyrin repeat domain family Cb. Gene Ontology annotation, molecular function: protein binding. The record is from RefSeq and is a predicted model, not a curated record. NCBI's taxonomy places the organism in Eukaryota, Metazoa, Chordata, Actinopteri, Cypriniformes, Catostomidae. Bases 5248 to 6675 code for a protein of 475 amino acids. The transcript is spliced from 2 exons.
UUUAAGGUGCUUUAUUGGCAGGACAAAUAAUUGUACAUUCAUAUUGCCAAAGCAAUGGCAGCUUAUGCAAAGCAAUAGUGUAAAAACAUACAGUGUAAAACAAUGUACAUAAAUUAAGAGAAAUGCCAAGAGACAAUUAUAGAGCUCACAUACACAUACAGCUUGCGUGCAAUGAGAGAAAACUGGUGUAAAGAAUGUUAGAAUUAAACUGAUUUAAAUGGUUUUUAAUGGCAAAUACACACACAUUGAAUGAAUGACUACUAUAAAGAGCAUGUAGAUAUGAAAACAUAGCAAAAUCCUGGACAUUUUAGGCAAUUUAGAAAUCUCUACCAGUAGAAAAAAACAGCGUAUGUCACCUUAUAACUGUGUACAGUUUGUGGCUGUUGUAUGUGUUAAUGGAUGUGAAGUACACCGCAUGGUAAACCACAGAAAUGCCAUCUACAGAAACAUCUACCACGCCUCAAGUUAAUGUUCAAAAAAUAAAGUGAGACAAAAGUAACGUGGAUUAAUUUACAGGCAUGACUGUAUAUAGUGCUGCACGGCUCACGAAACAUGAGCGACCAUUUCAAUUAACCAUAAUCAGAUAAAAGUUUUCUUAUUUUGAAUAAAAACACAUUUUUCUAACUAUAUAUACAAUAUUUAUAAAAGUAAAAUGAUGAUUAUCAUGCAUGUGUGAGCUAUUUUGCAUGUAAUGAGAUGCUGUUUCUUUUUAUUUGCAAACUAUUAUAUUCCUGCAGUUUUUAUUGGGUGGACCAGUGCCACUCCUGAUGUGACCUCUGCCCUGAUGUGACCUCUGCCCUGAUGCAAUACAAUUACAAUCUUUUAAACACAGGCUGUGUUCAGAAUGGCAUACUACUCUUACUAUUUUGCCAUAUUUAGGGUAUAUAUGACUGAAAAGUGGGUGUAGUUGCAUUAGUGUCAAGUAGACUUCACUCGGAAUUCAGUUAUCUUAAGUGAGAUUUUGAUCUGAAGGGAGUGUAUAUGUUCAGUUUGAAGGGCACUCCAAACAGAAAGGGAAUACGAGUACAUCAAUAUGUCACUAAUCUGAGAUAAGCCAAACUAAUGAAUGAAUUAAGAUAGAUAGAUAGAUAGAUAUAAUGCAGUGUAAAUGAUUUUGUAAUGUAGAUUUAGUCUAAAAAUAUGAUUGUAAAUUAGUAUUUUGGUUGGUUUACAUGUGUGUGCAUGUCACAGGAUGCCUCAUAUCAAGGUCAAUCAAUCAAUCACUUUUAUUUCUAUAGCACAUUUAAAAACAACACAUGUUGACCAAAGUGCUUUACAAAAAGUAAACAUAAAUAAAUCAUGCACAUUCAGAGAACAUAAAUAUUAAUGCAACACAAAUAAAUGUCGUUACACACACUAGACACAGUCAAAAGCAAGAGAGAAGAGAUGAGUCUUCAAAUUAGAUUUAAAAACAUCAACUGUGGUACAGGAUCUGAUACGGAGAGGUAAACUAUUCCAACGGUGAGGAGCCGCAACAAAGAAGGCACGAUCUCCUUUCGAUUUUAAACGAGACAUAGGAAUGAUUAAAAGAAGACCCUGUGAUGACAUUAGAGGUCUAGAAGUAGUAUAUUGCUGAAAGAGUUCUGCAAUGUAAGGAGGUGCCAAGCCAUUAAGACAAAAACAAAUAAUAAAAUCUUAUACUGAAUUCUGAAUUUAACUGGGUGCCAGUGGAAAGAAGCCAACACAGGUGAUAUACUAGCAUGCAUCCUAGUUCCAGUCAGAAGCCUAGCAGCAACAUUUUGAACUAACUGCAGACGUGACAAUGAGGCAUGAGAAACAUGAUCACCUGCAGGAUUUCAUCUGAGGGUACGCACAGAAAUCAAACCAUCUUAUAUUUUCUCUUAACAGCUUACAGUUCAUUGCGUUGCAGUUGUUUGUAUCAUGAUAAAUACAUGUAAUGUGACAAUAAAGUAUAUUUUAUAAUCAUAAGAAUCAUCAUGAUUAUUUUCAUUGUUUACAAGAUAUUUUACCAGAUUUUAAAAUAUUCCUCUUUACCUGAAUUACUUCAAAAUUGUUUAGAAUAAUUUCAAGAUACUGCUGGUCCGCAAUAAUCAAUAAUAUAUUUGAUAUUUUAUUAGUGUCGCCCUUUUAGUGUUACAUGGCAUCCACUCAAUCUGGAUUGUGGCAUAUGAUUUGUGGCCAAUUUGUAUUUUAAUAAUAAUAAUAUGUAUAAUUUGUAUACACUAGAGGUGUAACUGUAUGAGAUUUUUAUGGUAUGAUAACAGUCACAAAAAAUACCACGCUAUUACAGUAUUAUGGUAUUAAGGUAUAUUACUAAUAUUAUUAACAGUUUAAUAAUUAAUUAUACAAUUAGUUAAAUUUAGACUUUUAACAACUUGUAACUACUUCUAACUGCUCUACUGCCAUUUAAUUGUAUGCUAUUCUGCCAAAUAUUAUUUUUGAUUUAUUAUUUUACGACUUAUGAAAUUGAAUUUCGUAAAAAAAUAAAAAAAAUCUAACAAUCUGUAUAAAUAUAAUAAAAAUAUCAUCUGAAAUGUAAAAAUACUUGAAAAUCAAAGUGAGUUCUGUUCCAAAUUUUAGGUCGAGUGGCAAAGUGCUCAGACGCAGGACCAGAAAUGUCCUAAAAACACAAACGAGGAUUCAAUAAUUAGGCCUGUUUCCAUUAUUACACUGUCUUAUAUUUAAAUCUGUAUACGGCCAUGUACGAACAAAUACAAUUAGAGUUCAUAUAUUUGAGCAUUUAUGUACACAUUUAAAUUCCACAAGUGUGUGUUAUACUUAAGGGAAAAACUUAAGGUGCUUUAUGCAACCGGGCAUUGGGACUUACUUGUUAUUCUUAUUAAAUAAUAUAUUAAUACAACAAAUCUUCAUUCUGUUUAGGCAAAAAUGUGAGGUUUCCAUGGUUACAUGGGCUGACCUUUCUCAGUUUAGAAAGCGGCAUCAACCACAUAAUCAUUGGUGGGAGAGUAAGAUAUAAACUAAUGUUAGAAACACCUCUCAAACCACAUGAGAUGCGACAUCAUUUUAUUGCACAACAUUAUAUAAGAUGUUUACAAGAUUAGAAAUAUUAUAAUAAAUUCUAAAAUAACUGGUUACAAUGUAAGUGCUGUUAGCAGUUGGAGCCACUAAAAAUGCAGCGCUCCCGUGAGACAUGCUAAAAACAGUGAAAUGUGACGCAGUUUUCAAAAGACAUCCAUCUAGUGAAUGUUUACAUGGAAAACGACUGAAAAACAGCAGGAGUGGACGCAAAAACACAUUCAGUUUGAACAGCCCCUUGUUCACAUGACACAGCACUAGCUGAAGUUUCUCAAAGUUACCUCUCAAAAAGACACUGUAUCCAGCGCUGUUUGUUCUCUGUAUUCAUAAAUAUCCCGAUACUGUUUUACUGUGUGAGAAACUGCUCCUAAUGAUUCAGUGAGAGAGCGCUCUGAACGAAUUGUACUGAAUCACGAAUCGAUUCAGACCAUUUUGCAAGCCCGUUUGGCCAAUUCACUGAAAAGAACUGACUCAAAAGAAUUAUUCAUUCGCAAAUUGGGCAUUGCUAGUUCUUUUAAACAGCCAACAGAAAUACUGGACACACUUCAUGAUUGGUAAAAUAUUCUGAGAGUAAAUAUUUCUCAGGUCAGUUGGAGCGCUCAUUGUACGCACAGUAUACGGCCGUACAGCUGCAGGUGCCACUGAUGAGAAAUACCAUAAUACAAUGAAUUACAGUAAUCCAGUCUGGAAGAAAUAAAAGCAUGUAUAACAACCUCCAGAUCCUUAAAAGACAGAAAAGGUUUCAGUUUUGCAAUGGCCCUUAGUUGGAAGAAGCCACUUCUUACCACAGAAUUCAUAUGUUUAUCAAACUAAAGUCACGCCAAGACUUCUUGCUUAAUUGUGUAAAUUAGAGUCAAGGGGGCCUAGAUGAUUAAUUAUGUUUAGUUGAGUCAGCGGGGCCAAACACUACCACCUCAGUUUUUCACUCGUUAAGCUGGUGAAAGUUAGGGUGUGUUCACGCUUGGCAGGUUUGGUUCGAUUAAAACGAACUCUGGUGCGAUUGCUCUGUUAGUGCAGUUCAUUUGAACAAGUGUGAACGCUGCCAUCCGAACCGUGGUGUGUAACAGGAUAUGAUGUCACAAGCUGCGACCCUAAAAAUCGUGUGAUUUGAUAACAUAGAAAGAGCGGUGAGAGCUGUGUAUGCAAAACAAAAUGAGCAGAGGGCAAACAUGGAGCAAUGAGGAGGUAAAGUUCCUUAUUAACAUUUGGUCUGAUGAGCAUAUUUCCAGUAUACUGGGAAAAAACACACAAAAAUGCUCAAGUGGUCAAAAUGUUCAGUGAUAUGUUAAGGGAAAGUGGGUUCAACGAGCACAUUUCGCCCAGCAGCCAGCAUUGUUUUGGAUGUUCGGCAAGUUCCGUCGCAAAAUAUAAGUCAUAAAAGCUGUCCAAUCAGGUUGUGACCUUCUCCUUAUGCCUUUUGUUUUGUAUCUUUAGGUGCGGUGUUAAAAAUGCCGGUGUGAAUGCUAAGCGAACCAGGACUCUUUAGUCCAGUAUCAUUUUCUUUAACUACAAGUGUGAACAUACCCUAACUUGCCAUACACUUUUUAAUAGCAUAAACAGUGAAAAAGUGAAUGUAAAGCAGAAUUAUCCCCGGGGUUAUAGUAUCAUCAGCAUAACAACGAUAUGAUGAUAGACAUGAUACAUAUGCAAGCAUUAGAAAUAUAUGAAAACAACCACAGAAUACAAACUGUGUCAGUAUAUUUCACUUAAGUUAGGCCUAAUGCCUUAUUAGCACAUGACAACUUUACCUGAUUUGAGGACAGUUGUAACAAAAGUGCUCUGUGUCUUCAAACACUAAUUGUAGAAAAUAGGAACAAUGCAGGUUUUUGGCAUUUAUUUUGUUAGUAGACAGAUAAAGGUAUCUCGUGAAAAAAUGGCACGUUUAUUCUGCUCUGUAUUUGUGCAGGGCAGCAAAAAGCAAGAAGUGUUACAACUGUACUCGGUCUAUGUUAGUGUGCCAUACUGUGUAUAAUAAAAGAAGUAUGCUUACUCGAGUGCACUUCAUGAUUAAAUUAUCCAACAUUGAGUACAAAAGUCUUCCGUUUCUACUGACGGUGGGAAAUUGAUGAACUCCGAUCCUGUUGCCAAUCCCGAGUGUGUGCUGGCGGGGGGUGGAAGAGAAUAAAUCCGAUUAACACUGAAUUAAGCACAUACAAGCAGGAUUGUCUAUUUACAUCCACACUUUACACAUACACAUGGAAACUAGUGCGCGAUUGUUGAUUUCCAGAGACAUUAUUGAGAAUAAACCCGAUGGUGACCGAAUGCAACCAAGAAGCGGUUUUAUAUUUUAUAAAAGAGCGGAGAGACCGAGUGAAAAACGUGGAUUUAACGGAUCAUUUUCGAGCGACAAUCCCCAAAGAUCCUUUCUUAAAAACUGCGGCAAAGGAAACCUUUAAACGCUUUGUAGACACUGUGGCUUUCGUAAAAGUGGAAAAUGGAGAGAAAUACAUUUUCCUUAGAAAGAAAUUUAGGGGAUCGUUACCUGUCUCAGGUUACGGAACUGACAGUGCGGGACGUGUGAAAUCACAGCCGGAUAUUUAUGUCAACUUUUCAGAGGGUGUGAACAGCACAAAAUCUGAUGUGUGUCGGACAAUCAUGGGGAACUCCAACAGCAGCAGGACGGAGGAUAAAGCCGGUGGGAAAGCAGAGCAGAAUGUGUCAACGCCAAAUCAGGCGGUCGAUAAAGACAAAAGACCCGAAAUAUCAGUGAGAAAAGGGUCAGACGAGACGGUGUUUAAUUCCGCUUAUAAUGGAGGACCGAAAGGCGAAUCUGAGGACGAGAACACAAAAGAAACGAGACGUCACAAUGAACAUCAGACGGACACGUCAAACAUCAGACGCGAGGAUUUCUCCGAGGUUCCGAAGAACAGUUCCCCGCAGGUCCGUCGCAGUGAAGUGCUGAGAAACUCGGUGUAUCUCUCGGCUAGAUGUAAAGACGGUCCGCGGGCUGACAGCGACUAUGAAGCCGCCGCAGUGACGCUGGAGCCGCUGGAACACGAGUGGAUGAUGUGCGCGUCUGACGGACAGUGGGAGAGUCUCCAUCGGCUGCUCCUCAGAGAUCACAGCCUCCUCACCCGGAAAGACUUCGUUACAGGAUUCACCUGCCUGCACUGGGCUGCUAAACUCGGGAAACACGAACUGAUUGUCUUGUUGGUCAACUUUGCUAAAGAACGUCAUGUGACUCUCAACAUGAACGCGCGCUCCAGCGUCGGGUACACGCCUCUCCAUUUAGCGGCGAUGCACAAUCACAUCGAGGUGGUGAAAUUAUUAGUCGGAGCGUUUGACGCCGAUGUGGAGGUGAGAGAUUACAAUGGGAAAAAAGCAUGUCAGUACCUGAAGAGUGACAUUGCGCAAAACAUUCUUGACAUCGUGGGCGCAUGUGUUGAAACUGACGCAGAAAACGGCGGUGUUGAAGACACGAAUCGCUGGAGACUGUCGCGAGUUAUUCAGUCCAGUUUCAGACCUCUUAAAUCACAAAAACACAACAGUGAAGAGGACUCGUGCAACACUAAACAAAAGUCUCUCUACAGGAAAUCUUCUUUUACUAAAAUGAAACCUAGUCUUCAUAAAAUCUACUUCAGGUCGCAGAUUGUCCACAACACUUCUUUUAGAUUUGAGAAAGAAGCCACAGAAGAGCCUCCAAAUCCAUUAAGACCCCAAUCAAACCUCUUUGGGUGACACUUUAAAAAAUGCACUGAAUAUCUGCAGAACUGAAACCCAUCUGGUUAUUUUUCUACCUUCUGCUUUGAAUACUUUUUGUGAAAUCGCAAUACAAAUACUGUCAAUUCAUUUGUAAACAGUCUUGUACAGCAUUAUGUUCUGAUUUCAUAAUAUUACUCUGAGGAGCUGUACAAGGAAUAACUGAAUCACUAGAAAGAAUUUCAGGAGCGAAUAAAUACAUUUCUUUGAAAUUCUGUAUAAUGCAGAGUAUUAUAAAGUAUCUCUCACAUGAUUUUAUCUGUUUAGAAGAGACAUUGUUACAUUUUGUUCCAUCUUGUAAUGACAAAUUACUGGAUUUUGUUUCGUUCAUGAUUAUUAAAUUGUUUGUUAAUAAGAACAUCCACCUGCAUCCACCAAAAAUAUAUUGAAAUGCACUCAUUUUGUGUGGAUUGUAACCUUUGAGAAUGUGUACAUAUAGAAAAUAUUGUGUUUAAUAUGGGUUAGUAGACCUCACUACUAUCAGUAUUUUACUGCAUUCUGCUUUAUAGUAACACAUUUGCUAAAUUGAAAUAUUUUGAAGUCUUGAUACAUUCAUUGUUUGUGAUUUUUUUAUUUUAUGAUACAAACAUUGAUUUUAUGUAUGUAUAUUGAAGGGUUGUGGAGCAAUGCUUCUUUAUUUGUUUUCCAUCAUUUUUAUCUUCAAUAGAGGGAAUUUCACCUGGAAUAAACAAACCAAUCAAACGCUCUGCUUUUAUUUCACCAGCGGAACCAUUUCAUCCUCAUAAUGCCAAAUAUUCUCAGUGUAUUUUAUCACUUCUAAAGUCUUUAAAGAUUUCUUAUAAUAAAUCACUGGUUUUGUAAGAUUCUUCAAAUGUACUCUUCGUUCACAAUAGUCAA